This is a messenger RNA of Pseudovirgaria hyperparasitica, 3309 nucleotides long. Its product is annotated as ArfGap-domain-containing protein. Gene Ontology annotation, molecular function: GTPase activator activity; protein binding. Gene Ontology annotation, biological process: intra-Golgi vesicle-mediated transport. Bases 1 to 3309 code for a protein of 1102 amino acids. The record is from RefSeq and is a predicted model, not a curated record. The transcript is spliced from 6 exons. Gene Ontology annotation, cellular component: cytoplasm; trans-Golgi network; endosome. Lineage: Eukaryota; Fungi; Ascomycota; Dothideomycetes; Acrospermales; Acrospermaceae.
AUGGGUAACGUUAGCAGUAGGUCCGGGGAUGGAGAGGGGCUUCAACUUAGAGAUCAGAGCAGAUUCUCGAUAGCAUCUGUUGUUAUAUCAAACUCCUCGCGAACUCUCCUCAAUGUUACGCCAAAUGCCUUCCCUGCAAGUAGAUUCAAUGUAAAGAGAGAUAUCGGCGACGACUCCAUUGUAGAAUAUGUACAGGAUCCAGAAAGUGCACUAUCUAGCGGCCCACCCGCGUUUCUCUUACGGCUUUCCAACGACGACACGCUCACUUUUACCUUUACAUUCGUACUAAGACAAAGUACGGCAUUCAGCAAUACUCCAGCUGCCACGAAUGGCACUGACAACCCUGCAAUUGUACCCAUCGAUACAAACGUUAGCAAUCUCACAUACAUUUGCACGUCGGGUACUCGAGAACUCGAGCAACUGGUCAAUGUCGAGUUCCAUGCGGAUCCAAACCUUCACAAGAACCCGAAAGUCCAGCUGGUCGGCGACUUCACAACUGGCGGAUCGCCUUCGGUGCAAGCACAAUGGUCAUGGACGUGGAAGCCACCAAAGCCAACCGAAGACAGAGGGGGAGGAUGGCGCAACAGCUGCAGUUUUGUAGAAUAUGACCAGCGUGCACAUCGCCUGAAUACUCUGGCAACAUUUGCGUUUUGGGUUCAGAAUACCCGUCUUCCGCGAACGCCAAAUCUCCUCUUACCCCCUUCCGAAAUGAAUACCCCACAGCGACUACGACUACCCUCGAACCAAUCAAUGGACUCACGACUCAGCGAAUCAGACGUAGAAAUGGGCCGGGAACCUCAAUCACCCGUUUUUGAUGCCAUUCCUGAAAACAAUCUCGGACUCAUCCCAUCGAUACCCACAAUCAAGUCCGACUCUACAGCUCCUACGCGAACCGGUGAUGAACCUGCUUCCCAAGAGCCCAACGAUCUACUCUUCCAAGCAGCAAAACGAGAUUUCGAGCAGAGAACCAGCAACAUCCGAGCUCGAUGGAAGAAAGUUCUCAAGAAAGCGGAGACGGCAUUGGACACCAAGGUCGUGGCGAACAAUGCCAUGUCAGAGCUCAUGGACGCUCUACGGGAGACCUUUGCGGCGAACGGUUCCAAUGCGCUACCGAACAUCAACCUCUUCUUCGACAAGACUGCAAAGGAUCUUUUGUCCUACGAGCGGUCAACCACCGUGCAGAUGAAAAAUCACAUUAUAGACCCAAUCACCAAACUUUAUAACAUAGACAUCAAAGGUGCGGACGCCCGCCGAAAAGACUUUGAUGAAAAGGAAAAGGAAUACAAUGCGUGGGUUCGUUGGUAUUUGGGAAAGACCGAGACCUCUCUAAAAGAGAAAAAGCGGGCCGAAACGGACAUCAAGUACCAAGCAAAAAAGAAAAACUUUGAGCUCAAGCGCUUCGACUACUCGUCGUUCAUCGAGGACCUCCAAGGAGGCCGCAAAGAUCAAGAAGUCUUUCAUCAUCUCUUUCAGUACGCCGAGGCCCAGACAAGUAAAUAUCUCGAUACAGCACACAAGAUUGAGCAAAUGAGGCCACAGCACGAUGCUUUGCGGCUUGAGAUCAAGCAGGCGAACGACGAAUUUGACCUGCAGAGGCGACAGCGAGAAGAGAAGCGACGGGCUCUAGAGGUGAAUUCCAAGGGACUCGGCGAGCAAACUGCAUCCCCGAGUCUAGGCAAUCACGCUAGCUUAGCACAGCCUACGGUGAGCAGGUCCUUGAGCGAGGAUCCAACUCACAACUCGAGUACGGCAACACCAAGAUCUGUUUCUAUGGUACCAUCAAUCCCAGGGCAAACACCAAGUGCUCCUACUGGUAGUACCCUGUCAGCGUAUGAGAAGGAAGGGGUUCUGUAUGCUCUGAGUCGUCCUGGAAGUCACGCUGAUCCGAAGGGUCUCAACAAGCAAGCAUGGCACAAGUUCUGGAUCGUACUCAAUCAAGGGAAGUUGCUCGAAUACGCAAAUUGGAAAGUAGCGCCAGAGCUACAAAUGACGAUUGAUCUUCGAGUUGCCAGAGUCCAAGAAGCUCGAAACGCCGAGCGACGAUUCUGCUUGGAAGUGCAGACUCCAAACUUCACUCGCGUAUAUCAAGAUACCAGCGACGAGGGAGUCAAAUCAUGGAUAGGGGCUAUCCAAAAUGCUAUACAGAACGCCCUGGAGGCCCACAUAGAUAAACCUGCUCCCGAUGGGAGUUCCGAUCAGAACCUCAACAUCGCCACAGCGCUUACAGGAAAACCGUCCAAGCAUUACUCUCUUUCCGGAAACCGCAUGUCUUACCAGGGCGGGACUCCAAAGUCGAGUAAUGCACCCUCACGAUACAACACAACCGGAGGCAAUCUGGCACGGCCCACGAUACAGGACCAAGCUGUGUCUCCUCUUCUGCAGAAACUUCGAGAAGCGGAUCAAGAUAAUCUCUACUGUGCAGAUUGUUGUUCUGCAGACAAGAAUGACUGGGUCUCGCUCAACUUGGGUAUCAUCAUAUGUUUCCAAUGUAGCGGUGUACAUAGGGGUCUCAGCCGCGACGUGUCGAAGAUCGCUUCUUUGACCCUCGAUACGACCCCAUUCACACCUGAUGUGGUUGAACUUUUGACAAGAAUUGGAAACCGGAACAGCAACAACGUUUGGGAAGCCAAACUUGACCGGGCGCAACAGAUCGGGCCUUUUUGCACCGAGGAACAAAGGAAGCAGUUCAUCAUUGCCAAAUACAAGAAGAAGGCAUUUGUUCGAAAGUUACCCGAAGCAAUGCCUCACGUCCAUUCUCCAGUCGAGCCACUCGUCAUGGCGGUCAAGAAGAACGACCUCCAAGGGGUUGUGUACGCUCUCGCUGUCCCCAAAUCGACGGACACGGAUGAAAAUGCGGAGGUGACGGCAGCCAUCAAGUUUCGAAAAGAGGCAGUCGACCCAUCCCGAAAGACAUCUGUAGUCUAUCUGGCCCUAGCCGCUGCCGAUCCUGCCUCUCCUGCCGCCACUGCGUCACCCCUUCACUCGCCCAACCCGGCCAUAAAUCGGCUAUCAAACUCGAUACGGAAGCUCUUCACUGUUGCUGAGCUACUGCUUCAGAACGGGUUCGAAAUCCCCGUAGAAGACUCUCCCUUUCCCCUCUCACCAUCUGCAAAACUAUACCUGGAACAAAAGAAAGGCCAGCGAUCAGGCAUCCCGCCGCCGCUGCCCGUCACAGAUGGCGCAGACGAGCAAUAUACCGCUCUCCCUCCCUUACCACAACCAAGUAACGACCGGUCUAGGUCGGACGGCAAGCUUCAGAAGCGCAUCAGCACGACUAAUCGGUUAACGAAGCCGCCCGGGAUCCCGUAG